CUUCUUCUCUCACUACAUCUUAUACCUUCUCCUCUUUUAAUCUGGAACCACAUUCUACUGUUCACAAUGUUCAUCUACCAAGGAAAGUUCGACUGGCCUGAGUACGCCGACAACGAGACCUUCACAAUCAUCUUCCCCAAUGGUGUUGUUCGCGCCAAUGACCCAGUCUACCUCUUCACCCAGUGGACAAAGGACUCCCAUCGAGUCCGAAAGUCCAAGUUCUUCCAGACCAUCGUUGUCUCAGACGUGAAGCAGCUUUCCAACACCACCGAUGUCUCCUUCAAUCUCUCUGGCUCUUGGUACAGCUAUGCUAUCACCACUGAGCAGAACUAUGCCAAGAUCAAGGUUGAUAUGUCAAGCCCUGGUGGCCAGAAGGCCAUCGCUCUAGACCGCGUGUGGAAGCCUCAGGGCAAGGUUGACCACGAUGCUGCCCUUCGUAUCUGGGCGGGAAGCAUUACUAUCCACGACAGUGCUAUUGAUGAGCAAGCAAUCUUCGUCCUCCCUGAGGACUACAAGGAUGGCAAGCCUGUGAUCUCCUCGUGGCAGUGGACAAAGGACACUGCGGGCAAGGCCAAGACUACUGCUUUCAAGGGGACCCCAUUGAAGUUUGUCAGUUCCGAUGACAAGAUCUCCAAAUUCGCAUUGAACAAUGUCUACGAUUUCACCUGCUCUUGGAACCGCAAGACUGAGAAGCUCGGCCUUGAGAUCAAGAAGGACGGAAAGCAGACCAGAGUCGGCGAAUUGAACCUCGUGGCUAAGAUUGAACCAAAAGCCCACUCAUUUGACUCUGACGACUUGGUUCCCCCAACCAAGAAGGAGACUGAGUUUCGUCUCCCUCAGCCUCAGACUACCCUUCCCCGAGUUCUCGACCCUAUGCCGUUCCCCAAGACUCUUCUUGAGACCCUUACACAAGGAGCCGCUUUCAUUGAACAAGCUGGAUACCUCACUGUCCAAGCCCAGAACAAAUUCGCUGCUCUAGAUGCCGACUUCCACAAGCAGACCGUUCUCGUCGAAACCCUCAAGAAGGACAAGAAGAACCUUGAGAGCGAGAUUACUUCCCUUACAGGUCAACGCAACAAGGCCAACGCAACCAUCAAUGAGCUGAAGAACCAGCUCGCUAAGGCUAGCGAGGAGUACCAAAAGAAGGUUAAGCAACUCAACGACAGAAUCGAGCAUCUCAAGCAAGACGACAGGUUUGACCACAAGGUCAUCAACAAGCUGCAGCAAGACCUCAACAAGCUUCUCAACGACAUCGCGACACUCAAUGAUGAGUUGAGCAAGGCUCAGUGUGAGAAGGAGGAGCUUAACGAGAUUAUCCUUACUCUCCAGGGAGAAAUCAUUACCCUUGUUGCUCAGGUUCUUGAGCUUGAGAAUGCGCUCAAGGUCCAGAAGAAGGAGAACAUUCGUCUUCUCCGUGAGAAUGGAGAACUCGACCAAAAGCUUCAAGAGUCACUGAUCGCCAACAAGGCUCUCCAAAGCCAACUCGCCACCGCUGAGGCUGACCACGAACGCACCAAGAUGGAGCGUGACGAUGCACUCACCACCAUCACGAACACCAAGAAAGAGCUCGAUGAGACCAAGGCACUGCUCGAGACCAAGCUCGCUGUGCUCAAAGAGACCUCAGAGAAGCUCACGAAGCACAAAGAGGAGCUCGCCACGGCGCAAAAGCAGGUGCGAGACAGAGAUCGCGAGGCCAAGACUUUUGAAACUCGCAUUAAGAAUUGGGAGAGUAAAUUUCAGAGCAGGAACGACGGAUGGAGCAAGCUGGUGGAUGAGUAUCAGGAGAAGUGCUAUGCUGGAAAGACCAGUGAGGCAGAAUUGGAAGAGCUCGCUAACCGUGUUGAGGAUUUCCGAGUGCUCGUCUGAAGCCAGGAGCCGGAGCCGACAGUCAAGUUACCAGUUCAACCUAUUCCGAGGAAUGAUCCCUUGUUGGCGCCGGCAUGGGCUUUGAGACGGUUCUAUGGGUCUUUGAUCACCGUUCUGACAUUUGGAUGGUUACGAUGGGGAAGAGGUUAAGGUGUAAUGGGUUCUAAAUAGGGUUAUCAGUUUGGGCACAAUUCUUUCUUAUUUCUUAGCUUUGUAUUGACAUUUCGACUUUUGACUAUACAGUCUCCUCAU
Molecule: messenger RNA, 2118 nt
Organism: Fusarium oxysporum Fo47
Lineage: Eukaryota; Fungi; Ascomycota; Sordariomycetes; Hypocreales; Nectriaceae
Exons: 3
Coding region: 67-1866 (599 amino acids)
Source: RefSeq, a predicted model, not a curated record